This is a messenger RNA of Rotaria sp. Silwood2, 318 nucleotides long. The record is from the annotation of a GenBank genome assembly. NCBI's taxonomy places the organism in Eukaryota, Metazoa, Rotifera, Eurotatoria, Philodinida, Philodinidae.
AUGCAGGAACUUCCUGCACGUGACCCACCAAUACUAUAUAAACCAUUAAAACCAAAAGAUUUUUUUGAAAAGUAUCGUGAUGAUAUCACCAGCAGAGUUUAUAAAGUUUGGCCUAAAGUACAAAAAGACUUUACAUUAGAACCAUUUCAAUCAUCUUUUCGUUACUAUGACUAUGGUGGUCAAUAUCUUUUUAUGUGUGAUUUACCUGACGGACGACCAACAUAUAUAACAGUUACUGAAUCAUUUGAAGUGGAAGAUGGAGAACUAGCUAAUGAUGACGAAGAACGACGACGACGACUAUGUAUCAGCGUCAGCUGA